AAGGAGGAGGAGGAGGAGGAGGAGGAGGAAGGAGGAGGAGGAGGAGGAGGAGGAGGAGGCGGCGGCGCGAUGCCGGCGGCGGCCGGGGGGCUGCUGUGGUGGAGCUGCUGCGUGCUGGCGGCGGCCGCCGGGGCUCCGCGGGCGGCUGCGGCGCAGGCAGUGUGUGCUGGCACCGAGAACAAGCUGAGCUCCCUCUCGGACCUGGAGCAGCAGUACCGGGCCCUGCGCAAGUACUAUGAGAACUGCGAGGUAGUUAUGGGCAACCUGGAAAUCACCAGCAUCGAGCACAACCGAGACCUCUCCUUCCUGCGGUCUAUCAGAGAAGUCACAGGCUAUGUUUUGGUGGCUUUGAAUCAAUUUGAAUACCUGCCAUUGGAGAACCUGCGCAUCGUUCGUGGGACCAAACUCUAUGAAGACCGAUAUGCUUUGGCGAUAUUUCUUAACUACAGAAAGGAUGGUAAUUUUGGACUCAGGGAACUUGGCUUGAAGAACUUGACAGAAAUACUGAAUGGAGGGGUGUAUGUUGGCCAGAACAAAUUUCUUUGCUUCGCAGACACCAUUCAUUGGCAGGAUAUUGUGCGUAACCCCUGGGCCUCCAACUUCACUUUGGUUCCAACGAAUGGCAGCUCGGGAUGUGGUCGAUGCCACAAAUCCUGCACAGGCCGAUGCUGGGGACCCACAGAAAAUCACUGCCAGACCUUAACCAAGACAGUGUGUGCAGAGCAGUGUGAUGGACGGUGCUAUGGGCCCUACGUCAGCGACUGCUGCCACCGGGAAUGCGCUGGAGGCUGUUCCGGACCUAAAGACACUGAUUGCUUUGCCUGCAUGAAUUUCAAUGACAGUGGUGCAUGUGUGACGCAGUGCCCGCAGACAUUUGUGUACAAUCCCACCACCUUCCAACUGGAACAUAAUCACAAUGCCAAGUACACGUAUGGGGCUUUUUGCGUCAAGAAAUGCCCACACAACUUCGUGGUCGAUUCCAGUUCUUGUGUUCGUGCGUGUCCGAGCUCUAAGAUGGAGGUUGAAGAAAAUGGUAUUAAGAUGUGCAAGCCCUGCACUGACAUUUGUCCUAAAGCAUGUGAUGGCAUUGGAACAGGGAGUUUAGUGUCAGCUCAGACGGUGGAUUCCAGCAAUAUUGACAAGUUCAUAAACUGUACCAAGAUCAAUGGCAACCUUAUCUUCCUCGUUACUGGGAUUCACGGGGAUCCAUACCACACAAUCGCCGCUAUUAAUCCGGAGAAAUUAAAUAUCUUCCAAACAGUGAGAGAAAUAACAGGGUAUUUGAAUAUACAGUCGUGGCCUGAGAAUAUGACGGAUUUCAGGGUGUUUUCUAACUUGGUUACAAUUGGUGGAAGAGCUCUAUAUAGUGGCCUUUCCUUACUCAUCCUAAAGCAACAAGGCAUUACCUCUUUGCAGUUCCAGUCCUUGAAGCAAAUCAGUGCUGGCAACAUCUACAUAACAGACAACAGCAAUCUGUGCUACUACCACACAGUCAACUGGACCAGCCUUUUCAGUACGCCCAGUCAAAAGACGGUGAUUCACCGAAAUAAAAAAGCAGAGAACUGCACUGCCGAUGGGAUGGUGUGUAAUGAGUUAUGCUCAAGUGACGGCUGCUGGGGACCAGGGCCAGACCAGUGUCUCUCCUGCAAGCGUUUCAUCAGGGGAAGGACCUGCAUAGAGUCUUGUAACCUGUAUGAUGGGGAAUUUCGUGAAUUUGCAAAUGGAUCUGUCUGUGUGGAGUGUGAUCCCCAGUGUGAAAAGAUGGAAGACAACAUGAUCACGUGCUACGGGCCGGGACCUGACCACUGCACAAAGUGUUUCCAUUUUAAGGAUGGUCCGAACUGUGUGGAGAAAUGUCCUGAUGGCUUACAGGGGGCAAACAGUUUCAUUUUCAAAUACGCCGAUGAGGAUCGUGAGUGCCAUCCGUGUCAUCCAAACUGCACCCAAGGGUGUAGAGGUCCCGCUAGUCAUGACUGCAUUUACUAUCCAUGGACACGACAGUCCACUUUACCACAACAUGCUAGAACCCCUCUGAUUGCUGCUGGAGUUAUUGGUGGCCUCUUCAUCAUCGUCAUUGUGGGCCUGACAUUUGCUGUGUAUGUUCGGCGCAAGAGCAUUAAGAAGAAGAGAGCGUUGCGAAGGUUCCUGGAGACUGAGCUUGUGGAACCCUUAACUCCAAGUGGCACAGCACCCAACCAAGCACAGCUUCGUAUCCUGAAGGAAACUGAACUGAAACGAGUCAAAGUUCUUGGCUCUGGAGCCUUUGGAACUGUAUACAAGGGUAUUUGGGUCCCCGAGGGAGAAACUGUAAAGAUUCCUGUGGCCAUUAAGAUCCUUAACGAGACCACUGGUCCCAAAGCCAAUGUGGAGUUUAUGGAUGAAGCUCUGAUCAUGGCUAGCAUGGACCACCCCCACCUGGUGAGACUUCUGGGUGUCUGCUUGAGCCCGACCAUUCAACUAGUCACUCAGCUGAUGCCUCAUGGCUGCCUGUUGGAUUAUGUUCAUGAACAUAAGGAUAAUAUUGGCUCCCAGCUUCUGCUAAACUGGUGUGUCCAAAUAGCCAAGGGAAUGAUGUACCUGGAAGAGAGGAGACUUGUGCACCGGGACUUGGCAGCCCGUAACGUCUUGGUGAAAUCGCCAAACCACGUGAAGAUCACUGACUUUGGCCUGGCAAGACUUCUGGAAGGGGAUGAGAAGGAAUAUAAUGCUGAUGGAGGGAAGAUGCCAAUUAAGUGGAUGGCUCUGGAGUGUAUACACUACAGGAAAUUUACCCAUCAGAGCGAUGUUUGGAGCUACGGAGUCACUAUCUGGGAGCUUAUGACCUUUGGUGGAAAGCCAUACGAUGGGAUCCCGACUCGAGAGAUCCCUGACCUCUUGGAGAAGGGAGAGCGGUUGCCCCAGCCUCCAAUCUGCACUAUUGACGUUUAUAUGGUGAUGGUGAAAUGCUGGAUGAUUGAUGCUGACAGUCGGCCUAAAUUCAAGGAGCUGGCUGCUGAAUUCUCUAGAAUGGCUCGAGACCCUCAAAGGUACCUGGUAAUUCAGGGAGAUGAUCGUAUGAAACUACCAAGCCCAAAUGACAGUAAGUUCUUUCAAAACCUUCUCGAUGAAGAAGACCUGGAAGAUAUGAUGGAUGCUGAAGAGUAUCUUGUUCCUCAAGCCUUCAAUAUCCCUCCUCCCAUCUACACUUCCAGGACAAGAAUUGAUUCCAACAGGAGUGAAAUUGGACACAGCCCUCCUCCUGCCUACACCCCUAUGUCAGGAAACCAGUUUGUGUAUAGAGAUGGCGGCUAUGCUGCAGAGCAAGGAGUGCCGAUGCCAUACAGAGCUCCUGGCUGCAUAAUCCCAGAAGCCCCAGUUGCUCAAGGGGCCACAGCAGAGAUCUUUGAAGACAGCUGCUGUAACGGCACGCUGCGAAAACAAGUGGCCACCCUGGCAAAAGAGGACAGCAGCACCCAGAGGUACAGCGCUGAUCCCACAGUCUUCAUACCUGAGCGGGUCAUCCGGGGAGAGCUGGAUGAGGAUGGGUACAUGACGCCGAUGCGAGACAAACCUAAAACAGAUUACCUAAACCCAGUGGAAGAGAACCCAUUUGUCUCCCGACGAAAGAACGGAGAUCUCCAAGCUGUGGACAACCCAGAGUACCACAACACUCCAAACGGGCAGCCCAAAGCUGAGGAUGAGUACGUGAAUGAGCCAUUGUACCUCAACACUUUUGCAAACACCUUGGAAAACGCUGAGUACCUGAAGAACAAUUUGCCAGAGAAAGCCAAGAAGGCCUUUGACAACCCAGACUACUGGAAUCACAGCCUGCCCCCUCGAAGCACCCUCCACCACCCGGACUACCUGCAAGAGUACAGCACAAAAUACUUUUACAAACAGAAUGGACGGAUCCGGCCCAUUGUGGCAGAGAAUCCUGAAUACCUCUCUGAGUUCUCCCUGAAGCCUGGCACUGUGCUGCCCCCGCCACCCUACAGACACAGAAAUACAGUGGUGUAGUAACCACGGUCUUACAGAAGUGGAAAGGCAACCCCUUCUAGCUGCCUCACUCUUUUUCUCCCUCCUUUUCCCUUCUCCCCUCCCUACCUCCCUUUCUUUCUCCCAUGAGCUUCCUCUACUUGCCAGUUCACUCAUUUUUGAUAUUUCCAAGUCAAAGGAUGUCUUGGAGUCAUUUGCAGAUUUGGGUUGGGAACCUGAAAGGAAGGAAAGAGACUGAAAGGAGGAGUGUACAGCCUGGCGCUUCUCGCUUCCCGCAGAUCUGAGGGUCAGACGGUCGGAGAAAGCCAGGCGGUACCGUAAGGGCAGUGGCAGUGUUCCUGCUGUCGAGCUGGUUCUCAGUGAUUCAGCCCAGCCACUGCAGGGAAAGCCGCAGAGAAGCUGUCUCUGUCAGGAGGAACUGAUGAGAGUCUGUACAGCAUUCCUGGAAAUUUCAAUGCAGUUUCCAUUGGGGGAAAAACGGACAUUUUUUAUAUCAUGUGUGAUAGCAUAGUAAUUGAGAUUGAGAAUCCAGUUUCUUUCUCUAACACUUUCUAUCCCAGCGACCGGAAAUGGCUAACCUGGCUUUUCAUAAUCAUUCAGAUCUUCAUCGUGGCUUUCCAAGAAAUGAUGAUGUGACUCUAAUAGCCGGCUAAACCCUUAUUCUGAGCCACACCAUGAUUUUGUGCCACUUCGGUAACCACGGGGACUCCAGCUCAGAACUGGUGCAUGACAUGACCAUUUUUGUAUAUCUGCCAACAGGACAAACGUUUUAAAGAGAAAAAUCCUUUCAGAAAGGAGUAAGAAGACCCCAUCUCCAACCUGUUCUUCUUGAAGUUAAAAGACAGGCCAAGAAAUCAAGAUUUGUAUGUAAAAAGUUUUGUUUUCCUGUUUAUACCUGCUGAACAUAGGUACGUAAACAGACCCAAACAAAUUCUUCCCUCUUUUUCUUCUUCACGAUCAUGACGGGAGUAGGGGAUGCUGUCAGGCAACACUGAGGACCAGAUGGAGAACUGGAGAGUUUGGUGUGGGUCACGAAGCCUGCUGGUGUUCUGUGGGGUGGCGGUGGGAAGGGUCCUUCAAACUGGAAGAAAGACACUGGACUGGAGAAAACGCACAUAGCAGUUCACUGGAAAGUUAGUUUGCACUUAAGCUCCGAUUUUAUUUGAACUGUUUUCUGGAUUUUGAAUGAAGCAAUAUGGAAGUGACCAGCAAAAUACAAAAUAAUAAUUUUAAGUUAAAAAAAAAAAAGUGAAUUAUAUGUAAAGGAUGACUGUGGAAAUGCCAAAAUGAAGCAAACCGAGUCUUUGGAACAAUGUCCACCAGUUCUGAGAGGCCAUUGCAUUGACUGCUUCAGAGAAUACAGUGACAGAGCAACCACCUUACUGCUGCCAAGUGACAGCAGAGCAAGCCCUGAAAGGGAUCGGUGGAGAUGAAUGCCUUGCUCCGGCUUGCAGUACAGCACAGAAUGCUUUUUUCUAACAGGAGGCUUACUCUUGCACAGAAGAAAGCGCAUACGAGGUUUGAGAAGUCAAAAUGUGCAUGACUUGCAGAGCUUUCAGUCAAAAAGUGUAAAUAAGUAUAAUUCAGUCUCCUUGCACUUAGAUCUGCUUUCAUCAGCCUCAGUUUUUAGGCAGACACCCCGCACACACACCCUCCUCUGUUUGGAAAUAACUUUCAGCCACAGUCCUGGAUGUUUUUAGCAACCUGAGGCAGAUGGAGCUGGGAAGGGUGCAGAAGGGGCCAGUGACACUGACGGCUGGCUCCUGAUGUGCCGAGACCUGUGCAUAAGAGCAUUUGCAUACCUAGUUCCCACUGAAAACCUUAAGGACAUAUUAAGUACCCCUGUAGAUCUGUCUGUGUCUCUAUCCGUUAAGGCUUUUAAAGGGGAAGAAAUAAUACCUGUUGGAGGGCAAUCUUAAGCGAAUAAUACCAGUUGGAGAGCAGUGUUAAAUGAUGCAACAGUAUUUCAGUUUAUGCACUUCACUACUAUUAAAGUCAAGACCUUGGGGUAAUCUGGAAACAAAACCAGCAAUAUCUGGUGGUCUUGGAAUUGUACCAAGUUCCUCUAGAAUCCUGCCAUAUGAACAGCUUGCCACCUUUAACCAUAAGGGAGCAGAGGAAGGAGUAAGAGACAUGCACUAUUUACCCAAAUCUUGGUGGCUCAGGGUCAGCUUGAUAAAGGUAUGAAGAGAUUUCAAACCUGGGUUGGUUGGUAGGCUUGGAGGUGGAAAGCAAAUGUGUGUCAUCAGUCAGGGUUGGUUCUGCCAACAACCUGCUUCUGUGCCACGUGUGUUGAGGCCAGCUCAAGCCAGCUGAGCUGCACUCCAGCUGCGGGGCAGGUGCUAGACCUGUAAAUGCAGUAUGGAGCUGGGGAGCCCGAAAACUGCAAGGGCAAGUACGGAGCUUUGAAGCUAUUGGAAGGAGAUGUUGGGUCAGGUGCUACCAAGGCGGUGCGUGGUGGUGGAACAAAGUGACCCGCGGAGCACUGAGGUGGGAUCGAUGGCCCGUGAGCAUCACGCGUCCCAGAGGCCUUGUCUCCUCCCAGCGCCCUCCCGUAACUACUCAUUAUUUGUGAUAGGAGACAGAGGCAGGGAGCUGGAUGGCAGAGGUGUGGCAGGAAGUCCUGCAGACAUCACUCCCGGAAGGUUUGCUGGUAGUGCUCAUGGUGUCAUCUGAAGUACGGCCAAAGGUACGGGAGGUUGGGCAACAAUUGCCAAGCUGCUUGGGGACAAGAACCGGCACGAGCACGGAUGCCUGGCAGUACGGCAGCAGCUUAGGUGAUACAGGUGGGUGGAGUAGAGGAGAGAAGGCACGGGAUGGUUUGUCCCGCAGCAAGGCCUUAUAACAGAGUAACUCCUAAUGGAGAAAGAACCUGGUGGUAAGCUUGUGUCUGAAUUCAAAGAGGGGCAUGCAAAGGCUACUGGGGAGACGUGCUCAAAUCCCCAAAACCCGACAGGAUGGUGCUAGGGUGUAGCUGCUAAUGGAAGGUGAAGGCCUGCUUGUUUCUCGGGUAAUUAAGUAGUACUGGUAUUAGAAUAGUCAAUAUGUAAAUAAUUGUGUUCUUUAACAAUUUAACAUGUCUUAGAAAACUUGAAUUAUUUAUUAAAUUUAAUCAUUGACUAUGGGUAUGAUGUAGUAUAUUAGGUAGUGUGGAAACACAGCGGUUCCUUGAAGUGAGGCUGAGUAGUGCUCGAUGCAGAGGGCACACAAGGGAUCAAUGAACACAGCAGUCUGUGAUGAUGGAAAACUCAACACACUGCAGCUUAACAAAUGGGCAUUCUUUUUCCAAGCUUUUGGUUUGAGUUGCAAUUACCAAAAAUGUUCCUUGCAUUUCCUGCUGCGCCUGUAGUUGUCCUUUGUUGCAGUGUAUGGACGUGCAUGGUGCUGAGCACCUGGUUAACCAUUUUCUUCCUCCCACUAAGAAUAACACAGCCCCUAAGCAUAUGCCUGUCCAUUGAAACAGGAAUUUCUCAGAACUGGUAGGUUUUUGUCCUUUUGCCAAAAAUUGCGUUGAACCAUGGUUAAAGGAGAAACAGCUAAACUAAGAGCAAAACUGUCUUUUUUAAUCUAAUCAGCAAAAAUACCCGCCUGGCCGUAACUCGUGUGUUUGCAUUAGUGGUUAUAGCUGCUAUUUUGGAGCAAGGAACUCAGACAAAUAUACAUGAAAAAACAGGGCAAAUAUUCAACUAUUACAUUGUGAAAGAUGAAGUUCAGGCUUUGUAAGGAAUAUUCACAGGUUUGUGGGAAGAAACGGGGUAUUUUCAGCCACAAACUGCAUUUUGUCAGCACAAAGCAGUAGGUGAGAGCAUGGGCAGAAUUAUUUUCUCCAGCUCUGAUAAAUUCUCUGGUUCUAUAAUGGUAUCUAUACACACCACUGUCAGUUUUUAUGGAUUUUAUAAUGCAGACACCUAUUUAUAAAUGUUUUCCUUUCGCUUAUCAUAGCACGUACGAUGGAAGAGCAGUGAAUAACUUUUCAAGAGCAGAUACCUGCAUGUGUAUCAGCCUUUGUCCAAGGCACAAAGCACACGUGCUAAAUGAAGGAGAACAACAGCUUCUUUUACCUAAUCUCUUGCAGUGAUACUUGUCUUAGAUGUUACCUGCCUAGCUGAGGGCUAUUUCAAACAGAUGUGGAAGCUGGAUUGAUUUGCUGUAACGUAAUUGACUGAAAUCAACUUCUCCUAACUUCCUUUUUCAGUUCUUUUUCAAAUUUUUCUGUACAAUAGCUACGGAGAUGUGCUUACAUGGCCAUUUGCUCAGAUGUAGCAGAGUAUUUACAACUUGUUUUCAAACAGGUCAUCCCUCCCAGGUAGCAAGCAAUGGAAAUAAAUCUGAGUGUGUAUCAGCGGUAGGAGCUACCACAUGGAUCUGUGUCAGGUACCUUAAGCUCAGCCCAGAGAUCUUUCUACAGAAAAAAAAGGUUGUGUAGACCCUGUUUUUUUACCACUUAGUAGAAAAUGUAUUCUUGGCUGUGGGAGUUGUAUGCAGUGAUCUCAUUUCUUGUGUUUCUCUGGGUUAAUGAGGAGAGGUGUUCCCUUCCUGUCCAAAGGGCAACUUCUGAUAAGCCCAGAAACUGGGUGCGAGGGGCAGUUGUGUUUACGUGCUGCGGGGGCCAGGCAGUCUGCACACAUGCAGGCUUGUUUCCAAUCGAGAUUUGGGUUGGAAUUACACAGGAGCAUUCCUCUGCCCUCCGCCACCACUAGGCCCAGCCUCAACACAAGGAAAACGGCAGUUCUGAAAGACCAGCGUGGCCCCGACUGCUCCAAAACCUGCUGGAGCCGGGCAGUCCAGGUGGGGAGUGCCAGCUGUGACAUGGGCCUGGAAAUAAAGCUUGGGGGGUGGGUUUUUUGGUGCAUAUGUUCUUGAUUGUUUUUUGUCCUUUUUUUUUUUUUGAGGCUAGGCCUACAUGGGAAACUCAGGUGUUAACAAAAAAUCUGAUAUUGUUUUUCUGAUGGGGUGUCUGUGGAGGUGCGGUGUCCUGUGUUACGGUGGUGGUGCAAACGAAGGGCCUACGUGGGCUCUGUUGGGCUGUGAAGGAGAUGAGGCUUUGGUACAAGGCAGUGCUGGGUUCUCCUGGUCCUGCAAAUCCCAAGGUAACAAAGCCUGGCUGCCUCGAGGAGCCCUGUGCACCCCGGGCAGGAAUCUCUCCAGAAACCAACAGGCACUGUGGCACACACGUCUGUCUGUCCACCCUUUUGGUGGCAGGGAGUGGGAAUUAAUGUCACUGCCCCAAGGACCAGCAGCUGGAGCAUCUGCUUCAGCGGGAAGGGGCGCGCCGCUCUCCCGCUGGGCUCUAUUCUCCCUUGUUCUGCACAAGUGGGGAAUCAGGUUUUCCACCCAAUCAGAUUUCAAAUUUUGGAAGCUCAAGUAGGUGUUCUGCUUCGAAGGCUCUUUAGCAUGAGGGGGACUGGUACAAAAUAGGUUUUAGCAAGAACCGGAGUCAGGCCUCAGGUUAUUGGUAACCUCUUUGGCUCUUAAAGACCACCUUAAAGGAGACAGCAUCACCCGGAGUUCUUCUGUAUUUUCUACAAGAUGUUUUUACAUGCAAUAACAUAAAAAGACUGUUCAUUUCUAGAUCUGUCAGUUGUAAUGUUCCCAUUACCCUGGAUUGUAAACCUCUGCUGCUGACAAAACAGCUCGUCUGUUACACAUCCUGGAUUUGGGUUCGGAUGUGACUUCAGAAAGCCAGGGCUGUGCAUGGGCAGGGCUUGGGGGGCUGCAGGGUUCACGCUUCCUCACGGGACGGGAAGCACAGUCAUCCACCAGGGCAGCCUCUGCAGCUUGGCUGCUUGGAGCAUGCCCCCACUUCAUUUUUUCUCUUUUGCUAAGUGGUAUGCGAGUAGAAAUGGCCACCGUUACAAACCAGGAAUAAAUAACGAAGUCCCAUAGUUAGAAGCACCACUUUGAAAUGUGCAAAAAUGAUUUGUGUCCACCCUCAUUUUAUUUUAGCACAAGGUCAUGCUCCUACCAUUCUGUGCAUUAGGACCUGAUGAUGCUAGUAGGCUCACUGCUCUUGGGGACAGGACUGAAGGUAAGGCUGUCUGCAUUGCCCUGUGGCGUCAGCUGGGAUCAGUGUGUAGGUCUGGGCAAUGCAGAGCAUCUUCUGGGGAAGCUGGCAGGUGUUAAAGCCCAACUGGUGAUGCUGGGACACGGUGGGACUUACCUGAACUGCAGGCAGGUUCUUCUUGUGACCAGCACCAGGCUGAAGAAGCGGUCCCACCCGAGGCAUCCUCCAGUUAGGGGCUGUGCUGAGAAAGAAGGAGGAGGUGUGAGAGCAGCAGCUAAGGUUGCUUCCCCAAUGAGGAAGUGAGAGCAGUCAGUGCUAUGUUUUUUUUCUCCUUUAUUUUGAGAGAGCCCUUUGGACCUUGGUAGAGAAGGGUUUUAAAGAGAGGCUUGUAAGGUAUUACACCAUGUGAGUAGUUACGUCCCAGUUCUUUCCCCUCCCCAGUAAAGAAAAAAAAAAAAAAGCCAUGAAGUUGUGCUCCAAGCGCAUCGUGCACGAAGCCACCAGGGCAGAGGUGCACCUUGCACAGCACCCUCUUGCUGACAGCUCAGGGCGGUUGCUGCAACCAGGGCACAUGCGUACAUCCAGCUUCCGCUGCCACCGCAGCGCCACUGUCCCCACGCCCUGCCCAGGCUUUGAGCCCUCUUAGGGAUAAAAGCACUGUAUUGUCCAUAGCACUCCGAAGACUAACCCUUUUGGGAUAACCACAGUAAGAAACUGUGAAUGGUAUUUUAUAAGUAAGUGUAGAUAUGUAUGCCGUUCUUUUGAGGUAAGGUACUAUGACAUAUGUAGCAUAAACUGGUACUGUUGUUAAAUGGGUCGAUUAUUAACUGAGCAGCUGUGUAAGGGGUAGCUAACUUUGAAUGCACUACAACCAAUGUUCCUUUGGAGACAGGGACUGAAGGUAUUUGCUGGGUACGUGUCUUCAUGGUGGGGUAUGUUGAGGAGAAAAUGCAGAUCGAAGAAAAAUCACAGUUAUUUAAUAGCAUUUCGUGUUGGAAAUUGGUGCACAUUCUGUACAUUAUCCACAGUGGUUUUCACCUAUUUUGUUUUGGCCCAGUUUUUGAAAUUUCCCCAACAUCCUAAAUAGGAAUUUCUAAAGAGGUAGCAGCCCUAGUGUAUGGAGGGGAAACUGAGGGGAAAAAGAAGUCUGUUUCUAAGAGCAGACUAUCCAAAACAACCUAUCCAAAAUAGAUUUCUUUACCUUGCAGUCUCAAACUACGUAUUCCUCAUGGUGAGGCUCAAAUUCCCAAGCCUGGAGGACGACAUUGCUGCCCCCUCAAAAUCCAAGGCUGGGCCCGGUCUGGGAGGCGAAGCAGGAAGAGCACAGAGUUCCUGCGAGGUGGGCGCCCCUCGCAGCACCUCCCAGACCAGCACAGCUGCCUGCCAGCAGGUAGGCGAGGCAGGAGUGAGGAGGGUUUUUAGGCAAUUCUCCAUGUGUUUAUAGUGCACAGAGGUGUUACACACUAACUACUUCUGCCUUAUGAAGUACCUUUGGAAGAAGAGAAGCAUCAGCAUGUUGGGGAAGACACUCAUUUCGUGCAGAGUGAUGCAUUCAGAGUUAGCUGCCUUUCUGAAACAAAAAUACAAAAACUACUGUAUGUUACUUUGAAAAUGUGAAUAGUAUUUUUAUAGCUUGUUAAAGACACAGCUAGUUGCAUUUGUAAAUAAGGAUAAUGUUGCUUUUAUUUUCCUUGUGGACACCAUUAUUUGGAACAUAAUUGUCCUUAGGGUUGAUUUGUAUAUAGGUAAUUUGCUUGUGAUUUAUGCCGCUCCUCCCCUUUUCUUUCUUUCCCUUCCCACCCUCUGGUUUUGAUUAGAAAUACCAUUUUUGGCAUUCUGUGUGAUUCUGUGUUUUAGCACUAUUGUGGUGUGUUCAGACUUUCUGCACUUGCUUACACAGUAGGGUAUGCCAAUUGUGUGUGGCGUAAUGUUACUUUAACCUUUUGUUUCUCAUAUUUUAGCUAUUGAGGAUUACGCACUGUUAAAAUACUUACUGACCUGGGUUAAUAUUAGGUACAUAUUUUAGCAUAAUUUCCCUUCUUUUCAUGGUUUCUUGUUUUUUCUUUUUUUUCCCCUUCCCUCCCCUUUUGUCUUGUUUGGAGGCUGGGGAGAAGCCUGUGGAUCUUCUCUUUUGUGUGGUUAUACUUUUCCCCCCUGUGUGCAGUCCCGAGUUUCUCCUCAUGGUCCUUGGGGUAGAGCUUUAUCUGUUUGUUAAGGCAAAUGUAGACUGCGACCCACCUUGCAUCAACCCACGCUCAUCCCAGCUGAACAAUUUGAAAACUGUUCUGCCUUUUUGUUACAUGAAUCUGUCAGAAAUAUAUUUUUAAUUUAAUAUAAAUGAAAUUCAAUAAAAUAUGAAACAAAACG
Anas platyrhynchos (mallard) is the source of this 12346-nucleotide messenger RNA. The record is from RefSeq and is a predicted model, not a curated record. NCBI's taxonomy places the organism in Eukaryota, Metazoa, Chordata, Aves, Anseriformes, Anatidae.